Molecule: messenger RNA, 965 nt
Organism: Hevea brasiliensis (rubber tree)
Lineage: Eukaryota; Viridiplantae; Streptophyta; Magnoliopsida; Malpighiales; Euphorbiaceae
Product: protein HEADING DATE 3A
Exons: 4
Coding region: 123-650 (175 amino acids)
Source: RefSeq, a predicted model, not a curated record
GUAAAAGCUGGAUACCUCAGGCUCCAAACAAUAUAUAUAUACAUGCCUGUAUGUCAUUGAAUUCUACACAUCAACGGUACACACCAGUCCACUACUAGCUAGUGCUUCUCAUAGUUAGAAAGAUGCCUAGUGACAGAGAUCCUCUUGCUAUUGGGCGUGUGAUAGGGGAUGUUUUGGACCCUUUCGCAAGGUCUAUCUCCCUCCAGGUCACCUACAAUAGCAGAGAUCAUGUCACCAAUGGUUGUGAGCUCAAACCCUCUCAAAUUGUCAACCAACCUAGGGUUCAUGUUGGUGGUGAUGAUUUAAGGACCUUCUAUACUUUGGUUAUGGUGGACCCUGACGCACCUAGCCCCAGUGACCCAAAUCUCAGAGAAUACUUGCAUUGGCUGGUGACUGAUAUUCCAGCCACUACAGGGACAAGCUUUGGGCAAGAGGUUGUGUGCUAUGAGAGCCCAGCACCAUCGGUGGGGAUUCAUCGAUUUGUUUUCAUAUUGUUUCGGCAACUGGGGAGGCAGACCGUGUAUGCACCUGGUUGGCGUCAGAAUUUCAACACUAGAGACUUUGCUGAGCUUUACAAUCUUGGAUUGCCGGUGGCCGCUGUUUACUUUAACUGCCAGAGGCAGAGUGGCACCGGGGGUAGAAGAUGCUGACUCAUCAAGUAAUAAUAAUGGGGUCCCUUUCUCCAUACUGUAUUUCCAAACUAUCUCAAUAAAAUUUUCUACCACAUUUGACCCCAUAAAAAAAAAAGAAAAAAAAAAGAGUAAUAAAGAAAGAAGAUGAGAGAUAUAUUGAGAAAAUAUGUAAUUCUCUGCUAGCUAGCUACCAUAUAUUGUCUUCCUUUGUACCUCCAACUAGCUAUAUGGCUAGAGUGUAAUCACUUGAAGAGGUGUAAUGUAUCGCUAUAUUUAUAUAAAAGAUGGACCAGUACAUGCAUGCUGCUUUGUGUGCUCCAUCCAUUUAAUGCU